Molecule: messenger RNA, 425 nt
Organism: Myotis lucifugus (little brown bat)
Lineage: Eukaryota; Metazoa; Chordata; Mammalia; Chiroptera; Vespertilionidae
Product: disco-interacting protein 2 homolog C-like
Exons: 4
Source: RefSeq, a predicted model, not a curated record
GAAUAGACCUUAUCGCAGCUUUUUACGGUUGCCUGUACGCAGGCUGUGUGCCAAUUACCGUCCGCCCCCCACACCCACAGAACAUAGCGACGACGCUGCCUACCGUGAAGAUGAUUGUGGAGGUGAGUCGCUCGGCCUGUUUAAUGACAACACAACUGAUCUGUAAAUUGUUACGGUCCAGGGAGGCAGCUGCGGCCGUCGAUGUCAGGGCGUGGCCCCCCAUACUGGACACAGAUGAUUUGCCAAAGAAGCGGCCGGCCCAGAUCUACAAACCCUCCAACCCGGACACGCUGGCUUACCUGGAUUUCAGUGUGUCCACGACUGGAAUGCUAGCUGGAGUGAAGGUGAGGGGAUCCCUUAUCACUCGCCAGAGGACUGCUCCGUGCAGCUGCAGAGACCCCUUUGCCUACGUCGUGCCCUCUGAC